This is a messenger RNA of Cucurbita maxima (winter squash), 1101 nucleotides long. RefSeq lists its product as uncharacterized. The record is from RefSeq and is a predicted model, not a curated record. The coding region runs from base 223 to 924 and encodes 233 amino acids. The transcript has a single exon. NCBI's taxonomy places the organism in Eukaryota, Viridiplantae, Streptophyta, Magnoliopsida, Cucurbitales, Cucurbitaceae.
AUUUGAUUUUUCUCUCUGUUUCCAUGCUUCCAUUCACCAAUUUCUUUGCUGCAUCGUCCUGUUUCCUGGAAGUGAUUCCACCGGAGAUGAUCGUUGCGGUUGAAUCGAAGAAUUUGACGGAGGAGGAGUUUGUUUACUUGUGACAUUGAUUUGAUUUUUACGAGGUCGUUUUUGUAAAUUUUGCUGUGGUUGUUGCGGAAUUGAUUUUGUUUCUUUCUGGAAAUGGAAUCUGUCAAUUUCUACGAUGUAAGAGCAGCGAAGAUGAACGCGAUUCUCAAGUAUCGACAGGUCAGGAAAAUCGCUAAUCUGUUUCGAUUCAUCGAGUUGUGCUUGAUUCUCGUUGUGAUGACGAGAUUUUCCAGCAAUCUGCCGAGCGCCUUCAAGAACUCUGGCGAGUACUUCCGGUGCUUGUCGGUGACAUUGAUCAGUCCUCGCUUUGUGUUUCUGAUCGGAAACGCUAUUGUAAUCACUUUGUUUGCCAAAUCUGGACAGUUCUCUGCUAAGGAUCCGAGCAAGAAGAAUUCGGUUGCCGAUCUUUACGAAGAGUUCGUUCAAAACAGUGAGAAGAAUCAGAAAACUCGCCGCGCCGAGAUCGAGUAUCGCGUCAAACAGAUCGAUGACAGCCGCGGCAACGGCAACGGCAACAGCGAUACCUCAAUCGCAAUAAAAAAAAUCGGCGAAAUCAAACAUUAUCAGAGGAGUGAAUCGGAGAAAAUAGGCGUCGUACAGCGAGAAAAUCCGCAUCGUGAACUUCGCCGAUCGGAGACGGAAAAGUAUAAGAAAAUCGUCCGAUUGAGUGAAGAAACAAGAAAUAGGUCGAGUCCAGAAGAUCGGAUGAGCAACGAAGAGUUUCGACAGACGGUGGAGGCGUUCAUAGCGCGGCAGCAGAGGUUGAGAAGGGAGGAAGAAUUCUGUGUAUUUUAGGAAUUAGCUAUAAGUAAAUCAAAUCUUCCGCAUCUCGUAAAUCCUGCAAGUGAUUACCGCUACGAGUUGAAUCUUACUUCAAAAGAGAGAAGAAGAAGAAGAAACUGAGAAUUUCUUCUCCAUUUUAAUUUUAUUUUUACAUAUUUGAAUGAAAUCUACCACUCAUCCAUCCAAAAG